ACAACUCCGGCCUCAGGCCAGGAGGCAGGUGAUGUCGGCGGCCUGACGCCGGGUUACGCGGUACCGGUUAGCCGAAGGGGCGGAGGGCCCGGCAGGGGGAUGGUGAGCGGGCUCCUGGCCCGGGCAGCCUGGGAACAGACUCCGCCUCCUGCCCGCUGCAGCCUCAGAGCCGGCCCCGUAGCCCCGCGCCGCCGGGAAGAGUCAGCCGACCGGUCCCGCCACUCCACUCCCGUGAGGGGAGGUCCCGUGGGGGUGUGGUUUUUUUCCACAAGUGUGGAAAAAUGGCAAAGAGAAUUGCAGAGAAGGAAUUGACUGACAGAAACUGGGAUCAGGAGGAUGAAGCUGAGGAGGUGGGAACCUUCUCUGUAGCAAGUGAAGAAGUCCUGAAGAACAGAGCUAUUAAAAAAGCAAAGCGCCGAAAUGUUGGAUCAGAGUCUGAAAGUGGAGGUGCUUUUAAAGGGUUUAAAGGCUUUAUAUUGCCUUCUGGGAAAGGAGGAGGUGGCUUCAGUGGAUUUGGUAAUGGUGCAGGAAUAAAGCCUUUAGAAGGGCUGUCUAAUGGAAGCAGUAGUGUCUCAAGCACUCCUUUCAGCAGUUUAAAGACCACCUCUGAAACACAAUCAGCAUUUGGAUCCACAGUGUCAAAUGGUCCUGCUACUGCUGCAUUUACUGAGAAAAAGGCUGCAAGCCCAAAAGCUAAUGGUGGCAGUCAACCAUCCUCAUCUGUCUGUGCUCAGAGUAAAGUUUGUAGCUCUGGUGUUUACCACAAACAGUUAGCAUCUUUAAACUGCUCAGUGCGUGACUGGAUAGUUAAGCAUGUGAACACAAACCCUCUGUGUGAUCUGACACCCAUCUUCAGAGACUAUGAGAAGUAUUUAGCAAAUAUUGAACAGCAGCAUGGAAGCAGUACUGAUACUGGCUCUGAAAGUGAAAGCAACAAGACACCUGGAUCUCAGGCUGUUUCUGCAUUUGGGAAUUCAAAGUUACAGCAAGGAUCAACAUUUUUGUUUAACAGCAAAACUGAGGAUACCUCGGACAAAAAACCUGAAGCUGCACCAGAUAAAAAAGACCCCUCCCUAGGAGCUACAUCAUCUGCCUCAUUUAAUUUUGGCAAGAGUGUUGACAGUUCUGUUUUGGGUUCUCUUGGUUCAGGAACUCUUAGUAGUUUCUCAUUUUCUCCUGGCUUGUUUGGGAAAGAUGCAAAUCAGGCUAAGUCUGUCACUGCAGUGUCCACCAGUGCAUUGGAAGCUCAGACAGAAAGUGGCAAUAACGAUGACAAAGGAGGAGAAGAGGAGGAAGAAGAGCCACCAAAAGUAAUUGUUAAUGAAAUAAAAGAAGAUGAUGCUUUCUACUCAAAGAAGUGCAAAUUGUUCUACAAAAAGGAUAACGAAUAUAAAGAAAAAGGUGUAGGAACAUUACACUUAAAACCAGCAGGAAAUGAAAAAACUCAGCUCCUAGUUCGAGCAGAUACCAAUUUAGGAAACAUACUGCUGAAUGUUCUAAUUCCACCCAAGAUGCCAUGUACAAGAACUGGAAAAAACAAUGUUCUUAUAGUUUGUGUUCCUAAUCCACCAAUUGAUGAGAAGAAUCCAGCUGUUCCUGUCACCAUGUUAAUAAGGGUGAAAACAAGUGAAGAUGCAGAUGAGUUGCACAAAAUCUUGCUGGAGAAAAAGGAGGCUUAAAUAAGUUGCAGUCAAUGAUCUGAGGAAUUAUUGCCAAACUGCUGCUGCUCUUUUUUCUUCUAUAACUACACUUGAACACUUAACUCUUUACUCUAGUAAGAACUGUUAUAGGAAUUCUGGAAAAAUUCUGUGAGGAAAAGCUAAACUAGCUAAUAAAGCUUUACUAGAACACAAGUGUUGGACUGUGCUCCCUCAUUUUGCAACAUCUAAAUGCAGGACCUCUUCUGGACAAAGCACAUGGAUUUAAAGUGUCUGUUUUUAACACCAGUCAAUUUGACCGAAUGGAAGGAAAUCAGAGAACAAAAAGAAUGGUACCAGAGCUUUCUCACAGACUGUGGUACAAUCCAACAACCUCCUGGGUUGUGAAGGGAGGGUGUUAAAGUUUAACUGUUGAAACUGUUUCUGGACACCAGAUUUUUAAGUUUAAUUGGUCUGUCAUAUUCUGGUGGGACUGAUUUUUCAAACUGUCAGUGACAGCACUGUACCCCAACACCAGUGACACUCUGUAUUGUACUGUGUUCCAGUUCUUACAGACUCCCGUGCUUCUGGGACUCAGAGACUGCAUCUCCAGAUUCUUAAAACUUGCUUGUGUAGUGUUAGUAGUGUUAGAGAAGAACUGUCAGUUCUGUUCUUACUGUAGCAACAAGCUAACCAUGUGCAAUAGUACAAGCAGACAACUGGAAGACUGUUUUGUCUUGGACCACAGCCACAGCUGCCACCCCCUGACUUGUGAGGAGUCAGAAGCAAAGUGUUGCACUUCCACUAUGGUCCCUCUGAGGUAUUCUUCCCUAAUCCCUUGGGCUAAAACUGAAACCUAGCUGAGGUAGAGUUGUAAAUGUUGUAGGUGUCUUGCUACUUGUACUUUUCUGAAGAUAGCUCUUUUCACGAAUUUCAGGAUUUUUAUAGAUCUUUGUAUUGCCUCUGGCCAUUACCCAGAAUACAUGAGCAAAUGGGGGUGUGUGUAUGUGUGUGUCAGUAAUUAUUUUUCCUGUGUGCUAAAGCUAUGAUGCUUUACUUGCAUUACAUGAAGUAAAGCAGAAGUUUGCAGCUUUAGGACAAGUUUCUCUGUUGCAAAAGGAGGGAACAGGGAUUAAUCCAUAACUUGGUUUUCAGCUGUGUUUAAAUUACCAUGUUGCAGUAAGUUGUGGAUCAGAACAUCACUCUGUUCUCAGUUUCAAUCUCAUUUUUCUUCAGACCUUGUUUGGUUAUUUAAUCUUUUUCAAAUCUUAUUUGCUGGAAACUUCCCUAAUAAUUAUUUUUCUGCUUCACUUCCAGCUCUGGAAGCUCUCCAAGAGCUAGAUGUUAGUAUUAAACUUGAACUGCUCUCUGUUCUGUCACGCUGACCAGCUCUGGGGACACAGAAGGAACAUGCCAACCUGCCUCUGGCUGUUGUGGCACAGGAAAAAUUCCAUUCCUUAAAGAAAAAAAAAAAGCAGCAUGACACAGUCAUCAUAGGGGAUCUGGAAGUCCACAAUAGUGGCAUCCUAUGGGUGGGAAGAAAGAGGGAGCAGCAUUUGAUGAGAUGCAGCACAUCUCACCUGCCCCCCACAGCUGCCUUUAGUCCUCAAUCACUGCACAAGUCAGGUUAUGGCCUUUUAACCCCUCAACUAAAAAGAGGAAAAAAUUUCUAGGAGUUAUUACCCCUCUUGACCAAAGCUCAAAAACCAAGGCCUUGGAUAACAUUUCAGCUACACUGAGGUCACAGGAACUGCAUUUUUAACACUCGAGUGUAAAGGGAGCUGACAUAUAAUUUCAAACACUAUUUGAAGUAGAAAGUGGUGCCUUUUUGUUUUUUUAAACUGGCUCAGUACUUUAACGUUAAAAGUAAGGGAUGCUACUUUCCUCAAAAUUACAUGCUUUUUGAUUUUAAAGUUGCUGAUACCCAUGGAGGCUGGGAUGUUAAUUAUGUAUGAAUGAAAAGCAGACCAUUGCCUGGAAGUUUAUUAUGGACUCAAGUUUAGUGUCCAAGGGCUCAGUUAAUUUUGCAUUUGUGUUGUGAUUGCAGUGCCUCAAGCUCAUCUCCCUGCAGGAAGGGCUGCAGGCAGGGCAGGCACGCUGAGUGCUGGCAGCAGAUUUGUUACCCACACCCCUUGAAGGGCAAGGCUGUACAGAUUGUACCAGGGCUCUGGGGUUUGUGUUUGUUGACUUCCAAAAGCCCACAGAUAGGUAACUGUUACUUCAUCCAUUGAAAUGCUGACCAACAAAUGAGACAAACUGCAUUCUACCUACCCUUAAUGACUUGCCUCCAGCUUUGGGUUUGCCUGCACCUAUGUGGCUCAGUUCUAAAGCUGUCAAACUGAAUAUUGGCUCUGCUGUGUUAUCAAGGGUGGACACUGAGGGUGAGCAGUGAGUGCAAGGAAAAAAGCAGCAGAAUAAUAAAUUCUGUUGGAAUAAUUAAACC
Calypte anna (Anna's hummingbird) is the source of this 4080-nucleotide messenger RNA. RefSeq names its product nucleoporin 50 (gene NUP50). NCBI's taxonomy places the organism in Eukaryota, Metazoa, Chordata, Aves, Apodiformes, Trochilidae. The coding region runs from base 282 to 1679 and encodes 465 amino acids. Gene Ontology annotation, biological process: protein import into nucleus. Gene Ontology annotation, cellular component: nuclear pore. The record is from RefSeq and is a predicted model, not a curated record. The transcript has 9 exons.